This is a messenger RNA of Paramecium octaurelia, 608 nucleotides long. The record is from the annotation of a GenBank genome assembly. NCBI's taxonomy places the organism in Eukaryota, Ciliophora, Oligohymenophorea, Peniculida, Parameciidae.
AUGAACGAAAAUUAAUAGUUAAAUAGUUUUAGAAUUAUACCUGCAUAAUUAGAAGUUGACGGGAUUUGUGAUUAACUAAUAUUAUAAAUUGAUUCUGAUGUUGACAAUAAUUAGAUGUUUUCAUUUAAGUGCAAUCAAUUUGUUAAGGCUUCAAAAAACAUAAUGAAAUAUUUGAUAGAAAAGGAAAAAUCCAAUUAAAUUCAAUAAAACAUAAUGAAUAGUUCAAGAGGAAGAGCCUCUAUUCUAGCAUUAGAAAACAAUAAGACGAAAAUAAAUAAUAAGGAUAAGAGAAAAAAUGGGAUUCAAUUAUUAAGAGUAAGAGUAAGCAUAAAUUAGUAAAGGAGAAAAGAGUGCUUAGAUUAUCAGAAAACUAUUUUAAUUAAAAUGAAGAAGAAUUUAAAUAAAGAAAUAGAAAUAGAAUUAGAAUUGUUGAAUUAUAAUUUAAGAAAAUAGAUAUUUAAUAAAUCAGUUUUAUCGAAGUAUGGGAUUACUUAAAAUUAUCAUAACAUGUAAAGGAGCAAUUAUAAUUUUUAGAGCUUAGUUGCUCUCUAUUGAAAAACUAAUAGGCUGUUUUACUGUUCAUCUUAAAAUACACGUUUGAUGAGUGA